AUGUUCCCCCUGCGCUUCCAAGUGGAGCCAGCGGCAGUGCUUCCUGACAUUCACGUGGAAGGCUCGAGCCAUGGGCGUCAGGCGAAGCGCCAGGCGCCCGCCAAGCAGUCCGCUGCCAUCAAGUCGCUCCUUGAGGCACAGAGCUGGCCGGGCGCCUUGUGGCUUCUGGAGGAGCCCACCAUCGACAAGUCCCGGCGCCUCAAGGCCCUCAAUGGGUGUCUGAGUGCUUGUGGCCGCGCCAGCCAAUGGCGGCAAGGCUUGCGCCUCAUGCACGCCAUGCGGGACAUGCCUCGGAUGCCGGGGCCCACCUCUGUAUCGCUGAGCGCCCUGUCCCUCGCCUGCGAGAGGGCGCGGCAGUGGCCCAUGGUGCUGCAGCUCUUAGACCUCGGCCGCCUCGAGCGGCUCCUCGGCCGCCAGGGCAAAAAUCCCAGCCGCGGCAAUGCGGAGCUGGCGGUGUGGACCGCCGCCUGCCGGGCUUGUGACCAGGCGAACCGCUGGCGUGCCUCCAUGGAGAUCCUGCCUGAGAUGCUCACAGGGGCCGGCUUGGAGCCGAACGUCUUCACCUUCGCCACCGCCUUCCAGGUGUGUCAGCACGGCCUUGGAGACCGGGCCGUGGAACUCUUCCAGGAGAUGCGCAGGCGGAGCCUGGAGCCCUCGGUGCUGUCCUGCAACCAGGCCCUGGGCGCGUGCGCACAGAGCGGGCUCUGGGAGGCUGCCUGCAGCCUGCUUGAAGGCGCCCGGCAGCUGAGUCUGGAGCCCAGCUCCGCCUCCGUCAGCUCCGCGCUGCGGGGGAGGCCUUGGCGCUCCUCGCUGGAGCUGCUGGCCGCCGCGCGGCGGCUCCGCGUGGAGUGCAACGAACUCACGGUGGCGGCCGCGCUGAGCUCGUGGGGCAGCAGUUGGCAAAAGGCGCAGCAACUGCUGCAGCACCAGAGAGAGCAAAGCGAAGGUGACCUUGAGCUGGGCUUCGGCCUGCUGCGCGCCGACUGGGAGGAGGCCCUCGCCCGGCUUCGCUUUCAGAAAGCUUCCGUCGCCAGCGUCUCGGGGCUGGCGGAGCGGUGCUUGACGGCGGAGGUCUGGCACUACGCGGCGCAGCUGGUGACGCAGCUGCGGGACCGCACCCUGCAGCCGGACAAGGUGUCCCUCGCCGUGCAGCUCCGCGCUCACUGGCGCCUGGCGCUGGCGAGCGCGAAGGCAGCGAACGCGGAGGAGGAGCUGGAUGAUGAGGCGGCCAUCUUCGUGGCCUCCCAGGUGCUCGCGACGGACUGGUCGCUGGCCCUGUCCGUGCUCCCGGCGAACGCUCGCGCAGAGAACCUUCGGCUCCGCGCCUGCGUCAUGGGCGGGCACUGGCAGCAGGCGCUCGCGUGGCUGCUGGAGAGGCACGAGGUUCCCGUCGACGUGUCGGUGACCAAUGCGGUCUGCACCAAGCUGGAUGAGCUCUCGCAGUGGAGCUUGGCCCUUUGGCUCCUGGAUACCCAGGACCUUCCCUCCGUGGACUUCAAAUCCUUCGAGUCCUCCUUCCAGAUGCUCCGCUCCGCCCGGGAGGCUUUGGCGAGUCACGUGAAGAAGUGUGAGAGCCUGCACGAGAACAUCGACAGGCAGCUCAAAGACUUGCAGCGAGCGCGGCCCAACGUGGACCCUCAUGUCUUCAAGGAAAAGCUCUUAGCCGCUGAGCAACUCUACUCGGAGGUGAAGUCGCAAAGGGAGGCCUCCAGCACUGCGGAGGCCGAUGCCAAGGAGAAGACCAGCAAGGCUCAGGCGUCCACGGCAAGGAUGAAGACGUUGAACGACGAGCUGAGGAGGUACGACCAGGAGCUUCACGAGCUCCGGGCGGAACGAAAGGACAAGGAGACCAAAGCCGCCCUCCUGAGGUCCAAGGCAAACACACCUGGCCUGGAGGACCGGAAGAAGCAGGUCCAAGAAGACAUCGAUCGGAACUUGGAGGAGGCGAGGGAAAUGCAGGUCAUCGGGCGCCGCGUGCAGCAGGGGGAAGAUGGCUACCUCUCUGAGGGCCAAAGCCGAGACUCCAAGAUCGCGGAGCUGACCACGAAGCUGAACGAGCUGAAGCGCCACCACCAACAGCUCCUCCAAAAGCAGAAGGAGCUGGACAUCGAUCCUGUUGCAUUGGGAGAUCAGGCAUCCAGGCUCGAGAACGAGGCUUCAGAGCUGGAUCUCCGCAUUGGGAACCUCGAGGACCGGCAAAGAGAAGCGGAGCGGAACCGGAUCGAGGCGUCAGGCGAUGCCACCCGGGAGUCGGAGGAUGCCCGAAGCGCAAGGGACCAUGCCUCCCACCUGGCCUCGCGCCUGUCCUCGGUGGAGCGAGACGCCAAGGCGCAGCUCUCGGCCCUACAGCCUAUGAUCCAGGAGCAGCACGCGGGGUGGCAGCGGCUGUUGGCCAAGCAGCGGAACUUGGACGAGGAUCAGUACAACCUCGGCCUAAAGUUGUUGGAGACCAAGCACGCUGCCGAGUCCGAGGCUCGAUCACGACAGCAAGUGGCGGGCAUCGUGCAGGACGUGGUGAAGUCUUUGCUGAGCUUCGCGCAGACCUUGGAGUCCUGCGGCGAAGCCCCGCGAGCCGCUCCGGGAGCGCAGGCCGCCCAGGCUCCUUUGGCAGAUGAGUUCGAUGACUUCUUGCAGCAGGAUUCCGUGCGCGACCCCUUCGGCGGAGCAGAGCCCGACCCCUUCGGCGGCGAUGACGAGGAGGAUCCCUUUGCGGUGACGGCAGUGCCGCGCUCGAAUCCGAGCCCCACCCACAGAGAGGAGGAGGUCUUCGCGGGGGAGAGCUUUGAAGGUGUGUGA
This is a messenger RNA of Effrenium voratum, 2796 nucleotides long. Lineage: Eukaryota; Dinophyceae; Suessiales; Symbiodiniaceae. The record is from the annotation of a GenBank genome assembly.